Molecule: messenger RNA, 963 nt
Organism: Taeniopygia guttata (zebra finch)
Lineage: Eukaryota; Metazoa; Chordata; Aves; Passeriformes; Estrildidae
Source: RefSeq, a predicted model, not a curated record
AGAAUGAGGUGAUGCUGUAAAAAGGGGGCACACCUCUCCUGUCCGCCGGUUCCACCCACCCGCACCCCCGGGCCAGCCCUGCUGCUUCGGGUCCCUAACCAGGACACUCCCACCCACAGAUGUCCGACCGAGUGGUGCUGGUGGCGGCUGAGCUGAACCUCACCACUGCCAUGCUGGAGCUCCCCGCUGCCCCCAGCUUUGCCGAGGUGCGCCGGCGGCCGCUGGACUUCUUCAGGCACGCCCGGGAGGACGUGCGGGGCUGUGUGGAUCCUUCGCACCAGCCCUCGGGCAGGCUGAGGCACUGGCUGCACAAGCUGCAGGCGGCCAUGCGAGCAGUAAGUCGGGCCGGCGGGGUUCUGCAGGCUUUUUGGGGUGUCAGCGCCCGAGCCCCCGCUGCAGAGCUGACCCAGCCCAUCUUCCCCCCGCAGGAGACCCCCGAGAGCACGGCGUGCCUCAGGGCCACCGCCAUCCUGCACGUCCUGCAGGUGCUGGACAACCUGCGCUGCGCUGCCCUCCAGGACAAAUGCUGCCGUGCUGGGGUGAACUGCUGAAGUGCUGAAGUGUUGAACUGCUGAAGUGCUGAAGUGCCCUCAGUCCCCAGCCCGCGGCACCGCCCCCGGGGACGCCCCGAGAACCGGGAAAAAACCGCUGCGCUGCGCUGUUACUGCCUAUUUAACCACCUAUCUAACCCCCUAUUUAACCCCCUAUUUAACCCUUCUUCUCACUUACGCGAGCUGAUGAAAUAAUUUUUUCUUUUUUUUCCUUUUCUUUUUUUCUUUUUUCUUUUUUUUUUUUUUUUACGGUCUUUUAAAUUAUUGGCUUGGGAUAAGGCGAAGUAAUGCCCUUCCCGAAAAAAAUGCGAAUAUUGCGUAUUUAUAAGGUACCUUUGUUUUUCUUGUUCUGAACGUGUUUUUAAGGAAAUCUAUUUUUUUACCUGCUAUUUAUUAAAGAGUAUAUUCUGCA